Molecule: messenger RNA, 3172 nt
Organism: Thamnophis elegans (Western terrestrial garter snake)
Lineage: Eukaryota; Metazoa; Chordata; Lepidosauria; Squamata; Natricidae
Gene: SSH3
Product: slingshot protein phosphatase 3
Exons: 15
Coding region: 436-2568 (710 amino acids)
Biological process (GO): actin cytoskeleton organization; protein dephosphorylation; negative regulation of actin filament polymerization
Cellular component (GO): cytoplasm
Molecular function (GO): protein tyrosine/serine/threonine phosphatase activity; actin binding
Source: RefSeq, a predicted model, not a curated record
CGCAGGAGUUCGUCCGCGCAUGGCGCUAGUUACCGUCUGUCGAUCCCCAUCGGGGAGUGGCCACUCGACCCCCACCGGCUGCAAGGAAAUUGCCAACAAAAUAGGAAGCACAUGGAUAAGAUUAUGCAAGAGCUGGAAUUCAAGGCCAAUCUAGGAAUCCUGAAAAGGAGAUGAGAAACAAGCAAGGGAACAGUGCCCAGCUGGCCUCUGCAUACCUAUUUCCAAAUCUUUGGAAGAAUUCCUGCUUUGUGAAGCUAUGGCACAGAAAGGAAGAAUAUACAACUUGGGGCCUGCCAGCGCAGUUAUAGAGCCUCAGCCAGAUAUUGGAGCAUAUCUGGUGCUUGAUUUGCUUUUGCUACUUACAAACCAAGAUGGUUGUUAAAGGAUGAAGAUGUUCCUAGAAGAAGACAGUUGCAGCGACGCCACAGCUUUGUCAUGGUCAAGGGAGCUGCUCUACUCCUGCCAGAAGAAGACAAGUUGGAGGCGGUCCUGGAGGAUCCAGCAACUUCCCUAGACCAAACACCCAAAAGUGAAGAUGCUAUUGCUGGGCAGCAAGAACUGCACUUACAGCAAAUGGUGGAGCUGCUGCGGCCAGAAGACACCAUCCAGCUGGCUGUGAGACUGGAGUCAGCACGAGCUCAUAGAAUCCGAUACUUGGUGGUGGUCUCAGUAACGGAGAGGGAGAGCAAGAGCGAGAUGGUGCUUUUGGGCGUGGACUUCCCUGAUGAAAGCUUGGCUACCUGCACACUGGGUAUGGUGCUUCCACUUUGGAGUGACACACAGGUUUUCCUUGAUGGUGAUGGGGGCUUCAGUGUGACAUCUGGGGGACAAACACGGAUCUUUAAGCCCAUCUCUGUCCAGACAAUGUGGUCAGCACUGCAAGUGCUGCACAAAGCAUGCAACGAAGCAGUCUCCAACAACUAUUUUCCUGGAGGGGGUGCAUUGAACUGGACCGAGUGGUAUCAGAAGGCUGUGAAUUCUGACCAGAGCUGCAUUAAUGAGUGGCUAGCCAUGUCUGACCUGGAAUCUGUGCGGCCCACGUCUCCCUCCAUCUUCUCAGACAAGCGAACAGCAAAGGACGUGACAGAACGGACGAUCCGGGCCAAGCUGCGUGAGGUGAUGGGCACCACUGACCUGGAGAGCAUCACCUCCAAGGAGAUUCGUACAGAACUGGAGCAGCGGGUUGGCUGUAGUCUGGAAGAUUACAAGGAGUUUAUUGACAACGAAAUGUUGCUUAUCAUGGCACAGAUGGAUCGGCCUUCUAAGAUCUUUGAUUACCUCUACUUGGGCUCUGAAUGGAAUGCAGCUAACCUUGAGGAGCUCCAAAAGAACAGAGUCAGCCAUAUCCUCAAUGUGACUCGUGAGAUUGACAACUUCUUCCCAGAGCAUUUCACUUACAUGAAUGUGCGCAUCUAUGAUGAAGAGGCCUCACAACUACUGCCAUACUGGAAGGAGACCCACAACUUCAUUUCAGAUGUUCGGACCCAAGGCUCUCGCGUCUUGGUGCACUGCAAAAUGGGAGUGAGCCGUUCUGGGUCCACAGUGAUUGCCUAUGCCAUGAAGGAGUAUGGUUGGUCGCUGGAACGGGCUCUUGGUCACGUGCGAGAACGGCGACCAAUUGUUCACCCCAAUCCAGGCUUCAUGAGACAGCUGGAACUUUACCAGGGCAUGCUGGAUGCCAGCCGUCACAGCAGUCUGUGGGAACAAAAGGCGGGGGAUGCCCCCUCAGGAGACUCUUCCGAUAUAAGCGAUGCCAGCAGUGAUCAUUCUGGAAGCCUGGAGUAUGAGACUCUGAGCAGCUCAGAUGAAGAACCAGAAGUGCCAGUAACAAUUCCCCAGUAUUGUUUUCGUCCUUUACAUGAGCCUUCUGAGAAUCCCAGUUAUCCCAUGCCCCCCACAGGCAUCCCCCCACUCAGUCUUCAGGCAACAGAAGAACCUGGGGCAUCAGAUGAUUCAGGAGCUGAGGAGGUGCGGAGACACAUGGCUACCAUGAAAGUACCUGAGAAACCACCCGUACUCCGACGGGAACGCAUUAACCUUUAUGCAAUUAUGCGCAGCAUCAGUGAGAUGGAUAGUCCAGAACACAUCUCUGUGACAGAGGACACGCCUGAGGAAGAGCAGGUAUUUCUUCAUGCUGAAAGGAAGACCUGUGAACUAUCAUCCCAAAGUGAAGAAAAUGAAAAGCCAGUUACAGGCAAAUUGUCUCUUCCAGGAGACCAGCGGGCAUAUGGACAGAGGCCAGGGCGUAGGGGACGGAGCAGAGGUUCCAGAGUCCAUGCGCAGCCUUGCAAACAGCUCUCAUACCACCCGGCACCAGGCAAGGUGCAUAAAGCUGUUCGGCACAUGGAAGGAUCUGGCUCAUGUGGGCGCAAGGCCCCCUUGCAGCAUCGCCUCUCAGUGGCUCAGCUGGCUGAUGCUGCCCUGGUAGUGAGUCGGACCAAGGAAUUUGAGGGACAGAUGAAUCCUGAAAUUUCCAAGAAGCUCCAAUUGCCGUCUUCCUUGUCGUGUUCCAAGUCUCGACAGGUUGUGCGCCAGGCCAGUGUUGACAUGGGCCCCAGUUCAGUCUGAAGACCUUUUCUCUGCCUUUUCCCCCUUUCUACUGUCAGUAAGCAAAAGAUUUCAUGGGAAUCCCAAGACUGAAGACACAUUUGUGAUAUUUAGCCUGAGGAAAAACAUUUUCUGUACACUGCCUUGGAGGAGAGAACUUCUCUACUCCUAAAAGAGACCACAGCUGCUUUCCAAGUGCAUUUUUCUCCUUUCUAUCGAUAAUGGCAGAAUGGGUGUAGAAAGGACCAGUGUUGCUUUUGGGUUUAAUCCAUUUAUGUGUUACUGACUUUCUAAGAGCCCUGAAGAUGUCACGGUUUUAAGUUUCAUAUGGCAGGGCUGUUUGUCCUUUAAUUUGCUUUGACUGCUUUUAUAUUCUGUUCUGCCUCAAUCUUAUAUUUUCCAGAUUUAUGGACUAGAAUUCUGGUCAUCCUCACCCAGCACAAUAGUGAAAAUUGUAGUCAGAUGUGAGGCCUCCAAAUAGGCCAAAGGUUUAAGAUUGAAUCCUCUCACUGUGAUCCAAGUGGGGAAUGAACUAUUCCUUUUAUUUUUAUGUACCUACAGUUCCUGUGCCAUUGCCAGCUUCACACAGCCUGAAAAUAAAGUUCAUUCAUUUUCCAUUUGGUAA